AUGCACCUGUCCAGCAGAACUUACCCAGAAAAGGUGGUUGCAUUGUUGAGCGUAAACAAACUGCUGAACUUGGCAACAAAUUACAGCAUCAAAGUGAUCAGUCCAAGCGCUAAUCUGAUAAUGGCAGAAGACACUCGACAGGAGAAGAGAGCCAGUUUCUCCAACGGGAUGAUGCCCAGGACCUCUGUGGCCUCGGGCAAAGCAGGAGCCUCCAAGAAAAUAGUUAUUAAAAAUUUCAAAGAUCGGCCAAAACUGUCAGAGAAUUACACUGAAGACACAUGGCUUAAACUACGAGAAGCGGUGAAUGCGAUCCAAAACAGCACUUCGAUCAAGUACAAUCUAGAGGAGCUUUAUCAGGCAGUGGAAAACCUGUGUUCCUACAAAGUGUCUCCAACACUGUACAAGCAGCUUCGUCAGGUCUGUGAAGACCAUGUGCAGGCUCAGAUUCUCCAGUUCAGGGAAGAGUCUUUAGACAACCUCUCUUUCCUGAAGCGAAUGAAUCACUGCUGGCAGGACCACUGCAGGCAAACUAUAAUGAUCCGCAGUAUUUUUCUGUUCCUUGAUCGUACCUAUGUUCUUCAGAAUUCUCUGCUCCCUUCAAUUUGGGAUACAGGCCUAGAGUUGUUCCGCACACACAUUGUGAGUGAUAUAGCUGUUCAGAAACGUACAGUGGAUUGUAUUUUGGAGCAAAUUGAGCUUGAGCGAAAUGGAGAAACUAUAGACCGCAGUCUCCUCAGGAGUCUGUUGGGCAUGCUGUCCGACCUGCAGGUUUAUAAAGAAGCAUUUGAGGAGCAGUUUUUGACUGAGACCAACCGUCUGUAUGCAGCGGAGGGACAACGAUUGAUGCAGGAAAGAGAUGUGCCAGAGUAUUUGCAUCACGUGGCUCGGCGGCUUGAGGAGGAGAAUGAUCGUAUUGUGAGCUACCUUGAUCAAAGCACCCAGAAACCACUUGUUAGCUGUGUUGAAAAGCAGCUACUAGGAGAACAUAUGACCGCAAUACUUCAGAAAGGCUUGAGCAUAUUGUUGGAUGAAAACCGUGUCACUGAGCUGGCUCUUUUAUACCAGCUCUUCAGUAAAGUCAAAGGAGGACUUCCCACACUGCUGCAGUUUUGGCGCGAGUACAUCAAGUUGUUUGGCAGUGAGAUUGUCUGUACGCCAGAGAAGGACAAAGACAUGGUGCAGGAGCUGCUCGACUUUAAAGACAAAAUGGACAAUGUGGCCCAAAAUUGUUUUUCUCGCAGCGAGGGUUUCAUCAAUGCAAUGAAAGAAGCCUUUGAAACUUUCAUCAACAAAAGGCCCAACAAACCCGCUGAACUUAUCGCAAAGUAUGUCGACUCAAAGCUAAGGGCAGGAAACAAGGAGGCGACUGAAGAAGAGCUGGAGCGAAUCCUGGACAAGAUAAUGAUAAUAUUUCGCUUUAUUCAUGGAAAGGAUGUGUUUGAGGCUUUUUACAAGAAAGACCUUGCCAAGCGACUGCUGGUUGGGAAGAGUGCAUCUGUAGAUGCAGAGAAGUCCAUGCUCUCCAAGCUUAAACAUGAGUGCGGAGCCGCUUUUACAAGUAAAUUAGAGGGCAUGUUUAAAGAUAUGGAGCUGUCUAAAGAUAUAAUGAUUCAAUUUAAACAGUAUAUUCAGAACCAGAGUGAACCCAGCAACAUCGAGCUCACUGUGAACAUUCUCACGAUGGGUUAUUGGCCUUCGUACACCCCCAUGGACGUGCACCUGCCCACUGAGAUGGUGAAACUCCAGGAGGUUUUUAAGCUCUUUUAUUUGGGCAAGCACAGUGGGAGGAAACUGCAGUGGCAGCCCACGCUGGGUCAUGCUGUCCUCAAGGCAGAGUUUAAAGAGGGGAAGAAGGAGGUCCAGGUUUCUCUGUUCCAAACACUGGUUCUGCUGAUGUUCAAUGAGGGAGAGGAAUUCAGUAUUGAGGAAAUCCGCACAGCUACAGGCAUAGAGGAGGGAGAGCUCAGACGCACGCUGCAGUCGUUGGCUUGUGGAAAAGCCAGAGUCCUCAACAAAAUCCCCAGAGGGAAAGAUGUGGAAGAUGGAGAUCGAUUCAACUUCAACAGUGAUUUUAAGCAUAAACUUUUCCGCAUCAAGAUUAACCAGAUUCAGAUGAAAGAAACGGUGGAGGAGCAGGUCAGCACCACAGAGCGCGUGUUUCAGGACAGACAAUAUCAGAUUGAUGCGGCUGUCGUUCGAAUCAUGAAGAUGAGAAAGACUCUGAGCCACAACCUCCUCGUCUCUGAGCUCUACAACCAGCUCAAGUUUCCUGUCAAGCCGGGGGAUCUGAAGAAGAGGAUUGAGUCUCUCAUCGACAGAGACUACAUGGAGCGGGACAAAGAGACCCCAAACCAGUACCACUAUGUUGCCUGA
This is a messenger RNA of Knipowitschia caucasica, 2373 nucleotides long. The record is from the annotation of a GenBank genome assembly. Lineage: Eukaryota; Metazoa; Chordata; Actinopteri; Gobiiformes; Gobiidae.